AAAAGAAUCAUUGAAACUUGAAAAAGAAGUUGCGCAUCCGCGCUAACCUGACGCGGCUAUGGUCAUGGCGGACGUGGCAGGUCGCAUUUGAGCUGAGCAUCAUCUCCCCCAUGCCAUGGCGGGGCGGACUCACAGCUGGUGCAGCAGGACGCGGUUUGGAGGAGAUCUGAUGAAACUUGAGUUCAUGGGGCCUGUUGAAGAUCCAAUGUUCAUUCUUCCAGUGAGAAGACGAGGAUCAACAAGCCCCACGUUUGCGCCGCAAUGGGAGAAGUGUAUUUGACAAUUGCAACGCCGCUGAUAAUGUUGCAGCAGAACGGCAGAGAGGCCUCUUUCUUUGGCUUCGUUUCUUCCCUUGAUCGCUCACAGGACAAGACGCCCACCUGUUGAAGCUCAUCCCAAUUUAGGGUUUGCGAGGCUCCAAACCAUCUGUUGGUCAGAGUUGCAUCAUGGCUGCCAAGUCGUCAAAAGAUCGUACUACUAUCAUAUCUCCAGGAGUUUCAUCUGGAAUAGGCGCACUAGCUGGAGUCAUUGAAGUUGCCCUGCAGCAGCCUCAUGUGGCCUGGAAGAAUGCAGUUCAGGACAACAGACCGGUACCCUGGACUCGCCCGGCGCAGUUGUACAGAGGGGCGCUCGUGAAUGCUGGCUCGAUGGCCCCAAUAAAUGCUAUCCAGUUUGGGGUAGAUAAGCUCCUCUCAGAAGCUUUGCUGGCAAGAGGUCGCAAAGUCUCUGAUGCUGGCAAGAUCGGGGUUGCAGCAUCUGCGGGUGCGGUGUCUGCGCUGGUCGGAUGUCCCGCUGAGCUCAUCAUGAUUCAGCAGCAGAAGCAAGGGGGUUCUCUGGCGAGCCAGCUUAGGCAAGUGGUGCAACAGCACGGGGUCACGGCAUUCGCCAAAGGGCUGGGCCCCACUGUCAUCCGAGAGAGUAUAUACACUGGCACAUACCUGGGUGCCAACCCGCUCAUCUGCUCAAAGCUGCAGCAGCUCCAGCCAGGGUUGUUCGCAGAUCGUCCAGUGGCAGCAAUGGUGGUCGCCUCCAUCGUCUCAGGCCUUGCAGCGGCAGGCCUGACUCAACCGGUUGAUGCCAUCAAAACGAAGUUGCAAGCAAACCUUGGAAACCCAGCAUACAGCUCGGUGACGCGGACUGCAGCCUCCAUGAUUAAGGAACGAGGAGUGCUGUCCCUGUGGAGUGGAUUGCUACCCCGAUCUCUGCGCAUUAUUGGCGCUGUUUUCAUCUUGGGCGAAGCAAAGAAACGACUAGAGGCAGGCUAUCUCUCAUUGACGGCAAGCCAAGAUGUAACUACUCUGAAGGCCCCGCUCUAAAGCAGUCGGUCAUGUAUGUCCAGAAAUCACAAAUGAAUCCCUGAUUCUUAACGUCAUGAUGAAUCCGCAGACACACUAUUUAUUAAUCAUAAACAUACAACCAAGUGAACAUUUCACAAGUUGCCCGCACAGGUAUCAUUAGAGCAGCGAUAAACUGAGGUGAAGGUGAUAGAUCGAGGUCAGACUAGGAUCGCGUGUAGGAGCCAUCUGUAUGUAUAGAUUAUGAAGACUAUCUACCGGAGACAAUUGAUAAACCGAUAAACCUGCGCUUAAAAGCACUUUAAACCUGGUGGGAUUCACCUCUCGAAUGGUAAGUGAGGGCCAUAGUAAAAGUGGAGUAGGAACUUAAGGUCGGGCAUAACCUCAAGUUUCUGCUGCAGACCACUUUGUUUGCUAGGGGUGUUUUAGAGGGGCCCGCCAUAACUCCAGAAGGAUUCGGCCACAUUCCUAGCUAGAGCAUGCAAGAAAGAUUGAUGUGGUAAAUUACCC
Klebsormidium nitens is the source of this 1805-nucleotide messenger RNA. NCBI's taxonomy places the organism in Eukaryota, Viridiplantae, Streptophyta, Klebsormidiophyceae, Klebsormidiales, Klebsormidiaceae. The record is from the annotation of a GenBank genome assembly.